GCCUCUUUUUUGAGGAAUCCAUCAAGCGGUCCACUCUGCAUGUCGAUGGGACUGUUGUACGGAAUACGUCUUUACGUCCUUAGUCCUUCGGACGUUGGGUAAUCAGCAAUCUACGCUCAUCAACACCAUAUUCACCCUCUCACACUGUCACGGUUUUCACUUUCCUUCCACCGUCUAUACUGCUCAUCCUCACUAUCAUUACGAGCCAUUGCUACUCCGGGCCAGGAUGUCGAUUACAGCCCUUCCCGAGGGCACCAUUCGUCGACUGGGUUCUGCGCCUAUCAUCAAUAGCCCUGUGCUCCUCCUCAAAGAGCUGCUGGACAACGCCAUCGACUCUGGCGCCACUUCUAUUGAAGCUCUUGUCUCUCCAAAUACAGUUGACAAAAUUGAGGUCAGGGAUAACGGCCAUGGUAUUCGUGUUUCUGACCUGCAUCAUCUUGGCCGACCGGGCCACACCAGCAAGCUCAGGUCAUUCGAAGAGCUGGGCACACUCGGAGGGAGCACCCUGGGAUUCCGCGGUGCUGCGCUGGCGAGUGCCAACGCUCUUGCACAUGUUUCUCUGACGACCAGGGCGACAUCCGAACCUGUCGGAACAGCCGUCUCUCUUGCCGAGGGAGGGGGCAUCGGCACACAACGGCAUGUUGGCGCGCCGGUCGGCACCACUGUCUGCGUGAGCAGUUUAUUCUCUUCUCUUCCUGUUAGGCUACAAGUGGCCGUCAAGGAAGCACCAAAGAGUCUCGACAAAAUGAAGGACCUUCUGCGGUCGUACGCGCUGGCAAGACCCUCAAUCAAGCUGCGAUUCAGUGUCCUGAAGAAGCCCAAUCUCUCGUGGUCUUACGCCCCGCCGCUGAAUGCCGGCGUCAGAGAUGCAGCCAUGCAGCUCUUCGGCAUUGAACUCGUGUCCCAGUGCUCCUUCCAUAUUUUUCCCAGCGAAGGACCGCGAGCAGAAGCCGAAACCAGGAGCGUACAGGGGGAUCCUGGCUUGCCGUCCGAGGAAGAAGGGCGACUGGUCUUUGAAUCACUCCUACCGAGCCUCAAAGCCGACCCCCGGAAGAUCAACAAAGGAUGCUUUCUCUCCGUGGACGGUCGACCGAUUUCACCAGCACGAGGGACGGCCAGGAAACUCUCCUCCAUCUUCAGGAGACGGCUGGGUAACUACUUCGCCCAAUCUCACUCAGGCGACAUACUCCAUGACCCUUUCAUCGCACUGAACAUUCGAUGUCCGCCAGGCAGCUACGACGUCAACAUUGAGCCUUCAAAGGAGGAUGUUCUCUUCAGGGAAGAACGACAUCUCCUGGACCUGUUUGAAUCUUUCCUCUCCUCUGUGUAUCCCGCCUCUGAGGUUGACAUGGCCUCCGCUCUGGAUGACCUUGACGAUCAUGACGAUGGCGUGAGCUGUGAUGACCUUUCACGGCAAAUACAACUGAAAAGCGACCAAGAUCCGGCUGCUCUCCUCGAUGACGACGUAGGCGGAAAAGGCAACGGGCAGCUCUCCAAAGAAGCCAUGAACCCCUGGUCUAUUGCCAAACUGGUUGGGACGAACCGUCGGGACAAGCCGCUGGCCGACGGGCCCGGGCAGAAGAUUCAUCAGGAGGUUCAUCUGCGGCCUUCGGAGAGUGAGGGCAGUACAGCCAGCGACAAACGCCCAUUGGAGCCACCCAAUCGCCACACUAGAGAUAACAAACCCCAGCUGCAAGCCACGCCACCCCAGGACAUCAGCCCCCAAGUGAACCUGGGAGCAGCUGCCAAGUCCACCUGGUCGUCGGGCGACCACGACAGGCCUUGCCGCAGCCGCGGGUUGCAAAGUCCACCGACGUCUUCUCCUCACGAUUCCGUCUUCGAUGAACCAAGUCCAACGGAACGCCUCCGCCGACGCCACAGGGCAGGAUUAAACCGCCUGGCCCAGUCCCAGAUCUCAUUCGACAGGAACAACAGACGGCAACGGCACCAUAAGCGGAUAGAACUGGACGGUGACCAUCAGCUCUCCGAGCCCUCGAGUUCGCAGCGACACAAAAAGAACUCGGCAUGGACGAGUCCACUGGGCCUGGAACCGGCGAGGUCCAGGAGUGCGUAUCCUGCGGAAACAGAGCCCAGGCGGGGAAGACCGAUCUCGCAGGCAUCGCUGUCUCGACCAUUUCCAUCACCCAGCGCAGCUGGUAUUGGAAUACUGACACCAGUUCGCCGGCGGCUCGGUUCGGGUGGAGAAAGGCCGCAGCCGACUGAUCCCGGUGUGCGUCCCAUUGAACCAGAAGGUCCCAUGACAUCCAACACACGGAAAAAGCCCAUGGGAAUGAAGACGGAACAAUUACCCCUCGAGACAAUCCCAAAUGAUUCCCGAACGUGCGGUCUGUCGUUCACAGUGACGAUAGACGCAUGUCAGCUCGCACGGCUGCUUGUUGAAGCAGCCAAACACGACAAAUGGUUAUUUGACGGGCAGUUGAUGGGGGCUUUUGAAGACGGAAAGGAGCCCGAGGACACAGCCACGCUGCUUGAACCUCUCCUAGCGCAGAUCACCGGCCGACUGACAGCGAAGGCUUGA
This is a messenger RNA of Thermothielavioides terrestris NRRL 8126, 2539 nucleotides long. RefSeq lists its product as uncharacterized. Gene Ontology annotation, cellular component: MutLalpha complex. The record is from RefSeq and is a predicted model, not a curated record. Gene Ontology annotation, biological process: mismatch repair. Lineage: Eukaryota; Fungi; Ascomycota; Sordariomycetes; Sordariales; Chaetomiaceae. The coding region runs from base 227 to 2539 and encodes 770 amino acids. Gene Ontology annotation, molecular function: ATP hydrolysis activity; ATP binding; mismatched DNA binding. The transcript has 2 exons.